Molecule: messenger RNA, 662 nt
Organism: Octopus sinensis (East Asian common octopus)
Lineage: Eukaryota; Metazoa; Mollusca; Cephalopoda; Octopoda; Octopodidae
Exons: 4
Coding region: 171-662 (163 amino acids)
Source: RefSeq, a predicted model, not a curated record
UACUCUCGGACAUUACCGAUAAAAGAGGACAGUCGCCCAGCAGUAAGCAUUAGUGUACAGUGAGAGUGGACAUUCCUAACGUUUUUCUCGUUGACCACUGAGAGCAUUAGGGCUCCUUCUAUCCACUACAAAGGCUCAGGAUUUACCGGUUUCCUUCUAUUAGUCCAGCCAUGACUACAACGCUGAUAUUAACCCUUGCAACAAUUCUGACCGUUACCUCGAAUCAAGAAUUUGAUGAAGCUUACUACAAACCUUUGGAAACUGGUUAUUCCUAUGGUUAUAUUGGGACAUCUCCAACAGAACACUUCCCCACCGUAUCAAGUCUACAGGAAUGUGCCUUCUAUGCUCUAAACAGCCAAUCAGAAUUCUUUACUUACAACAAAGUCAGCCGUGUUUGUAAGAAUUACUCACCGAAAGAUAUAAUGGAAGCCGUCAGCACGAGUGACACCAACGAGAUUUCCUACUACAGAAGAAGAGAAUGGAUUAAAACUUAUGCCAUAUCAAUGGGAGCAAAUUCGUUGAUCUAUAAUUCCUUCCUCAAUAUAGGAAGUCCUUCAACUUGGAAUGUGGACAAAUGCAGUGGUAUCUAUUGUCCGAAUUUCUUCCGGCAUCCAAUACUUGAUAUCUGGAACCAUCUUCCAAUUGAGCAGAUACUCUGUUGA